AGCUAGAAAAAUAGCUGUAAAGAAUCAUCUUUUAGAUAAGAAUCAUCAUGUAAAGGGUUCAAAUGGUUUCCCAUCGCUUAAAAGACUGAAAGAUGAGACCAAGCUUUCGGCGUUUGAACAGCAUAAUUUCUGAUGGAGGGGACGAUAAAGACGAUUAUAGUUCAAUCCAACCCGAUAACAUUCCUAUUCCCCUGGGCUUACCAAUAGUAUACUUUCAUGACGAUGGUCCUGACAAUAACCACGAUACCACCAUUUCGAAUUUUGAACUUUGUCAAGACGAUCAUGGCAAAGAUCAGUUUGAUCGAAGAAAGAAGACAGGAUUCCUAUCAAAAACUGGUCACAAAAAUAAAAAGGUUCAUGACAUUUCCAAAUCUGCAGACUCGGCAAAUCUUAAGCAGGCAUCUGAAAGUCAACAAUUGGUGCUGAGAGAUCUGCAAAAUAGAAGGAGAUUAUCAUGGCGAGAGAACGAUCCCCAGUUUCAAGAUAGCCGCGAGGGAAUUGGUGAUUUACUGACUAGUCUCAGGAGUAGACGUUUAGCUGCAGAAAAUUCCAGUGAGAGUGACGACCUAAAGGAUAGUGUAAGUGAGGAUUGGAGGUCAGAUAUAACUGUAAGCAGUGAUCAGACUGGUACCGAAGACAACGCCGUCAACCGCAAAUCACUUACCCUUGAGGAAUAUAAAUCACUUGCCAGAUCUUUAGAAGGUUUUUCUGAAGGUGCACCACCUCCAGUGCCAUCAUCAAAACCACCAUCAGUACCUGUCUUAGCACCUCCAGCUCCUCCAGCACCUCCAACAUCACAAGCUGAAACACUCCCAUCACCUCAAACUCUGAGGAAACCACAAGCUGACCGUAGUUCUACUCGUACACCUCAAACUCUAAGGAAACCACAAGCUGACUGUGGUUCUACUCUUACAGCAUCUCCAGUUCCCUCAAUUAAUAACCACCCAGAAGCUCCAACAAUUCCCAUCCCUCCUCCUCCUCCCCCUCUUCCUCCACACGCAACUGCCAUUCGCCGAACUAAAGAGAAAAGACGCCAGCCUUUCAAAGAGAAGGUAAAACCUAUAACUCCCACUGGAAUCAAAUCGAAUUCAAAGCAAAGUAGAGAUCGGUCUUUCGUCACUGCCAGCUCGCUUCAGAACGAAAUAAAGCGAAGAAAGAUGGGAAGACCUAUUAAAAAGAACAACAGAGUUAUUACAGCUGCUAGGUUAAAAACAGAAAUAAAAGCACGAGAAGAAAGAGCUAGAAACCUAACCCCAGAUCAAAGAUUUGAAAGGCUGCAAAGGUUAUUUCUCAUCAUCCAAAUGGGAAGUGUUAUUGAGAUGGAAUCUUAUCUUGAAUACUACUGCAAUCCAGUAGAAAUCGUACCAAAAUUUGGAUGCAAAACGAAAUAUCAUUCGGAAAUAAAUCUGGUAAACGCUCGUGAUCAUUUCGGAAAUUGCCCUCUCCUUCUGUCUUGUAAAAUGGGGUCCUCCAGAAACGAUAUGACAAUGAUGCUCCUGAAAUACGGGGCCAAUCCGAACCAAGUGGAUGAAAACAAGGAUUGUCCUUUAGUCUAUGUAGGCCAAUCCGUGAGUUUAAGACCUGAUGAUGGAAAUAUUAGGAUUCUUCGGGAAUUACUACUUCAUGGAGCAGACAUCAAGCAGGCAGUGGAUACUUUGUGUGAUACUCUGGAAACUCCCAACAAAGAAUCUCGCACCGCAAUGAUGUCCCUUACAGCCCUUAUCCAACCUGAAUUUUUGAUGCUUACUAAGGACCCAAUAAAAACUGCCCAUCAAGUUAAUGGUAUGCUUCUCAAAGUUGCUUCGAUUAAAGAGGAAUACACCACUGACUGCAACAUCCUCGCUAAGUCAGCCAGAGAUUUCACCUUUGCUUACUUGGAUGCCUGUCGUACGCUUUGGGAAGCAAGGCGUUUGCUUUGUGGUUCCAACUACAUUGAAAACGCUCUGGAGACUCAAGAAAAAAAGUUUUUGUCGCAUCCAUUUUGCCAAGAAAUAGUUCUUGAAGAGUUUUAUGGUAAUAAAGAUUUUAAGAGCUACAAAAGAAAAGCUCUUUUCAUUUCUAAAUCGUUCACGUCCUUCUUUGUGGGACCAAUAUACUUUUUAUUGCUAAUCAAAGACUACUUGGUUUCGGGAACAUGGCGAUUUAAAUAUAGUCGUUUAGAUUAUCUUUCCCGGAGUAUUUCCACACCAUUCUACUCUUUUCUUGCUGAUUUUCUUAACUAUGCCAUCCUUCUGGGUCUUCUUCUCUACGUUGCUUUAACAGUUCCUGACAACUUGGAUUUGAAGGAUCAAAAAGGGGGCGAAAGUGAUCGUGAUUAUGCAGAACGUUUUCUUCAAAGCAAUGCCAAAAUAGAAUUGCCGGAAAUAAUUCUUUGGCUAUGUGUACUAGCACGAAUCCAACUGGAAGUGUAUCAACUUUGCAUGAGGGGCGCCAAAAAAUACUUCUCCAACUUCUGGAACAAUGUUGAUGUACUGAUUUGCGUCUUGAUGAUCGUAGCUUUCGCUAUAAGAUUUUGGAAUUGUACUCUGGCUGUAGACAUAUCAAAGAUAGAAGAUGAGGUGCAGCUGAUUACACCCGAGGAAUUGGUGGAAGGUUUUAAAACUAGUACCAUGACCUCAAUCUACUUAUAUAGUAUAACCCAAGUGUUUGUGUUCUUCCGUUUGAUGAACUUCCUGGACGUGAUGAGCGUGAUUGGGCCUCUACAACUUGCUGUUAAAAAGAUGCUGAGUGAUGUUGCUAAAUUACUCGUCCUCCUUGUGAUUAUAUUGCUAGGAUUUGUUUGUGCAAUACUUUGCAUUGCCAGAUGUUACAGAAAAGUUAAGGGCACACAGUACUAUGAGCAGUUCAGCACAUUUGAAAAAGCUCUCGUCAGCAUGAUCUGGACUCUUUUUGACAUCUUCAGCUAUGACGACUUAUCAAGGGACCAUAUGGUGACAUAUUGGAUUGUCCUGGUGUUAGUGUUAGCGUACUCAGUUAUCGGAGCUAUAAUCAUUCUGAACACUCUAAUUGCGAUGCUGAAUAACACGUAUGUGAACAUACAAAGUAACGAGGACACAGAGUGGAAGUAUUCUAGAUGUCAACUUUUUUCGGAGUAUAAGAAGGGAAUACCAUGGGUGUUUCCCUUCAGUUUGAUAAUGGCCCCAAUCUACAUUGUUUACCGUGUCUUCAAGAAAGUCAAAAGACGAACAAAGGCGAGAGUAUAUUUGGAUUACGAUCAUUUGUUGGAGAAACAACAAGACCAUGAAGCUGACACAGCCAGUGUUGAAGAAGAUGGUGGUUCAUCAGGGAUAACGUCUCUCAACAUUGACAAUGAUUCUGUUGUACAGGAGCUGAAGAUGCGAUAUUUGCUUAUCAACGAACUAACUAGGAGAGUGGAUAUAUCAAAACGCUAAUAUUUAAUUUUGUAUUAUUUUCUGUCUUGUGAUAUUUGGUAGAAAUACCGUUUUGAAAACUUCUAAAAUUCGCAAAUAAUUUAGCGUAAAAUAAGUUUACAUUAGCGAUAUAAUCUAAAGUUGUUCUUUAUAAAGUUAUAAUAAUAAGUUAUGCUAUUAUAAUGACAGUUUGCAUUUUCAACUCAUGACUCUAUUUUUAGUCACUUUAAUUAUUUUUGCCUUUUAUUUGAAUCUGAUCUGAGAAUGUGGUUGUAAACGUACUUUUAAUUACCUCCCCAUGGCCAAAGAAACUCAGAUUAAUUUUCUGACAGAAAGCCAAAAAUUUACCAAUAUUUAAUCGACCUUGAGUACGGAGUAUAAGCCAAGACUGCAGCCUAACAAUUAUAAUGAAUAAUUUGUCGCAACUUUAUUUUUAGAUACAAAUUUAAAUUCCAAGAUUUAUUG
Molecule: messenger RNA, 3836 nt
Organism: Bolinopsis microptera
Lineage: Eukaryota; Metazoa; Ctenophora; Tentaculata; Lobata; Bolinopsidae
Product: short transient receptor potential channel 3-like
Exons: 8
Coding region: 93-3392 (1099 amino acids)
Biological process (GO): regulation of cytosolic calcium ion concentration; calcium ion transmembrane transport
Cellular component (GO): cation channel complex; plasma membrane
Molecular function (GO): store-operated calcium channel activity; protein binding; inositol 1,4,5 trisphosphate binding
Source: RefSeq, a predicted model, not a curated record